Molecule: messenger RNA, 1173 nt
Organism: Lachancea meyersii CBS 8951
Lineage: Eukaryota; Fungi; Ascomycota; Saccharomycetes; Saccharomycetales; Saccharomycetaceae
Source: the annotation of a GenBank genome assembly
AUGAAACUUAUUAGCCAAGUUAAAGGAAAUGGCAAUAACUCGGAACAGAUCACAUUGCUUCCUCAGGACAAAGAAGAUCUCUUCAGCUUAUACAAUAUCAUAAACACUGACGACGAGCUGAUCGUCAAAAAACUGGUAACUGACAAAGUCGACAGCGCAGGGAAAAAGAAAAACACCGAGCUUGUUAGAUUACGAUUGAAAGUUGUAUCGUCCGAAUUCGAACCCCAACAUGAGUUUCUGAGGUAUAAGGGGAUCACCACAGAAGAUGAUAGUGGCAAAGCUAACAUUGAGGUUCCAACAGGGAAGUUCUUUAGUUUCACGCUGAACUACAAAUACCCUUUCACUCUGAUCAAAGAGGACUACAAUUCUUUUGUCGCAAAGCAGCUCAAGGAUGCCUGCAAUCCGGAAAGUCGUUCGGAUAUUGCCGCCGUUUGCCUGCAAGAAGGAAUUUCUCAUAUAUGCUUGCUGAGUAGUUUCAGCACGAUUAUAAAAAACAAAAUUGAAUAUAGCCUGCCGAAGAAGAAAAGAAGCACCGAUGUGGCUAAAUUUGAUGAAAAGGUUGAAAAGUUCUACAAAGGAACUUAUGAGUCUAUGAAAAGGCAUUUCGAGUUCGAGAAGCUGAAAGUAAUCAUACUGUGCUCCCCUGGAUUUUACGCUAAAACACUGUUCGGUAAAAUAAUGCAAUACGCGCAGGAAGAACAAAACAAGCUUAUUCUGAGCUCGAAGUCGAGAUUUUUGGUGGCUCGUUGUUCCACGGGAUACUUGCAGGGAAUAAAUGAGGUUUUGAAAAAUCCAGCUUAUGCUUCGAAACUCCAAGAUGCAAGAAAUUCAAAAGAGGCUCUAAUAAUGGACGAGUUCUUGCAACAUCUGAACAAUGAUGACUUCAAAGCGUGGUACGGCGAAGCAGAGGUAUUGAAAGCUUCAGAAAUGUGUGCAAUCGACACACUUUUGAUUACGGAUGGAUUGUUACGCGCUGAUGACGUAAAAAUCAGAAGAAGAAAUGUCAAUCUCACUGAAGCUGUGGAGCAAUCCGGUGGCACCGUGUACGUUUUCAGCUCUUUACAUAGUUCUGGUGAAGAGUUGGAAAAGCUCACAGGGCUUGCUUGCAUUUUGAAAUUUCCAGUUCCAGACCUCGACGAGGACUUGGAAUCUGAUUUCGACUCCCAUCCAUAG